AUGGCACAAAACAUGAAUACUAUAAUUGUCGGACGGGUCCUCCAAGGUCUCGGUGGUGGAGGAAUUGACCUUUUGGCGAUGGUGAUUCUCGCGGAUAUGACGGCGCUAGAAGAACGCUCGAAAUAUCUCGGCUUAAUGGCCAUUCCCUCGGCCAUUGGCAAUAUCAUGGGGCCCGUCGUCGGUGCGCUUUUCUCGACAUAUGCUACAUGGAGAUGGAUUGGAUGGAUCAAUUUACCAUUGUUAGGAAUUGGCACACCAUUAGUGUUUUUCUUCCUCAAACUUCGACCCGUCCCGCUCGAUGCAACGCUCUCUAGGAACUUGAACCGCCUCGACUGGAUCGGUAUGGCGCUUGUCGUUAUUGGCAUUACAAUUUUCGUCGUACCUCUCAGUUGGGCGGGCUCCUUAUUUCCAUGGGCCUCUUGGCAGACUCUCGUUCCACUGUUAUUGGGAGUUGCGGUGCUUGUCACCUUUGCCUUCUACGAGGCGAAGCCCGCGGCACCUAUCAUUCCUCAUCGAAUUUUCCACUCCAAGACAGGAAACGUAACGCUGCUAGGAGCCUUCAUCCACGGCAUGGUUUUAGUAUCCCUAUUACAGUACUUGCCCUUGCUAUACCAAGCCGUGGAGCUCGAGACUGCUAUUUCAUCAGCUCUCUCCCUGCUGCCCACUGUCAUUAUAAGCGUCGUAGCCGCAGCCGUCUCAAUGAUGAUGGUCCCAUUGUUCGGAGGAUACGUAUGGAUUCUAAGAAUUUCAUGGGUUGUUCUUACGCUGGGAACCGGCUUGCUGGCCCUCUUCGGCGUAGGGUCCUCGACAUCUAUGCGUUACGGGCUUCCUAUUCUCUGGGGGCAAGGUGUCGCGCUACUACGUCUCAAUAUUCUUCCCAUGCAAGCAAGUGUCAAGAAUGUUGACGACACCAGCCUAGCUAUUGGACAGUUUCUUGCUAUUCGCUUAUUUGGAGGCCUUGUUGGCCUUACUAUCUCUUCGGCUAUUUUUAACAAUGUUUUCUCGGCGUCCAUUUCUAAUACUACCAUUCAGCUAACUGGAGCUUUGGCGCCUCUGAAAGACGCCUCCAAUGCUGUGAACUUUAUUGGCGAGUUAAGAUCACUGGAAGUAUCUUUUACGACGCUAGAUCGGGUUUUGGGAGUCUAUCUGAAGUGCUUCCACACAAUCUUUUAUAUAAUGACCGGCCUCAGUGCAUUGGGCUUGGUGACUUCAUUGUUUCUGGAUGAGAUUGAUCUAACGGGGCAGGAUCUUGGGAAUCAGGGCUUCGAGGAAUAG
This is a messenger RNA of Penicillium samsonianum, 1275 nucleotides long. RefSeq names its product MFS-type transporter sphD. Gene Ontology annotation, biological process: transmembrane transport. The transcript has a single exon. Gene Ontology annotation, molecular function: transmembrane transporter activity. Bases 1 to 1275 code for a protein of 424 amino acids. The record is from RefSeq and is a predicted model, not a curated record. Lineage: Eukaryota; Fungi; Ascomycota; Eurotiomycetes; Eurotiales; Aspergillaceae.